Messenger RNA from Hippopotamus amphibius kiboko, 1879 nucleotides. RefSeq names its product cytochrome c oxidase assembly factor 4 homolog, mitochondrial. Gene Ontology annotation, biological process: mitochondrial respiratory chain complex IV assembly. The transcript is spliced from 3 exons. The coding region runs from base 166 to 456 and encodes 96 amino acids. The record is from RefSeq and is a predicted model, not a curated record. NCBI's taxonomy places the organism in Eukaryota, Metazoa, Chordata, Mammalia, Artiodactyla, Hippopotamidae. Gene Ontology annotation, cellular component: mitochondrial intermembrane space.
CCCCGCCCCUUUGUGCGCCUGCGCUCCCCGCAGGACGCUGGUUUCUGACUGCAGGGUCGGAAGAGUUGUAAGUGGCUGCAAAACAGACGCCGCCGUGCAGGAGCGCGCGUUCGAGUCCUCUUGUCCUGUUCGGAGGCUUGUGGGAUCUCAGCUGCCCGACCAGGGAUGGAACCCACACCCCCUGCAUUGAGAUUCCCAAAGAUGUCAGCUCAAGGCCAUGCCUGGUCCCGACAGGUGAAGAAAGAAGAUGAAGAAGAGGACCCACUGGACCAGCUGAUCUCCCGCUCUGGCUGUGCUGCUUCCCACUAUGCAGUGCAGGAGUGCAUGGCCCAGCACCAGGACUGGAGACAGUGCCAGCCACAGGUGCAGGCCUUCAGGGACUGCAUGAGUGAACAGCAGGCAAGGCGACGGGAGCAGCUGCAGAGGAGGAAAGAGCAAAGCAGUGCCCACCGCUGAGACUUCAAACCACCUAUCCCCAGAGGAUGGCCCUGCAGAAACUAGCACCCAGAGAAAUCAUGGGAGAAAGAAAUCCUUCCACAGUGGAAGUGUGGGCCAAGAAGUGUAAGACUUGGGGAUAGUAUUUAGGUCUGGGGUUGAGAGCCAAGAAGCCAUGGGUUUGGACAUAACUGCUGUAAAGAACUGUCACAUUGUCAUGUUGAGAUCCCGCCCAUCCUCACCCAUCUUGUGUCACCGAUAUUAAAUACUGACCAGUAUUUGCCAUGAAAAAGAAAGAGAUGGAUUAAGGGAUGCUCCCCUACCCUACAUCUUGGGUCUGUAUACCAAGUACUGCACUGAAUACAUGAACAUUUAAUUUUAAGGUAAAUUCACAAUCUAAAGGUAAAUUGGUUACCUAAUCAAUUCUUCAUUUACUCAGUCAUUGGUUCAAAAACAUCAAGUUUUUCUGAGACCUCCUCAUGUGCCAGUCACUGUGUAGGAAACUGAUAUGAUGAAAAUAUGAUCUCUGCCUUCACAUUUCUUUAGUCUGGUUUGAGAGAGAAACAAAACAACACUAAAACAACUAAUUAAUUCCUGACAAUGAUAUAAAUGACUUUCUCUUUCAUCAGUUGUGCUGGAUGUUUCAGUCAGUCUAAUGGAAGGAAGAAGGCAAAUGGGAAAACAAAUACUAAGUGCCUCAUAUGCCAGACUCUGUUGCAUUAACAGAUACAGUCUGACCUCAACAUGCUCCCAAACAAAAAAACACACAGUGUUGGCUUGACGUUUCAGAAGUACAUUUAACAUAACAUACACAUUUUCAGCUUUUGAAAAGUGGAGAAGCUGUCAACAUGAAACUUAUAUUCAUACUUGACAACAAUUUGCUGCGGCUGAAUUAACGAUUUCUCUUUUAGGUGGAUGUGUUCUCCAGUUUACAACAGUUGCCACUGCUUUUCAUUUUUCUUCCAUGGAACUGCAUUACCCAUUCUAUUACUUUCUGUCUGACAUUUGGGAAUGGGAAGGAUUUGGGGGGGUGAUCCCUGCUGUAGAACUGGAAUGCAAAGGGGCGUAUGUGCUUGUCAUCAUCAGUAACAUUUCUUGAGCAUAUUAGAAGCACAAAUCCGAAAUAUAGUAGGCCCUAAAACUACUUUGAGCCUUUGUGUUGGUAUUCGGGAAGGAGAGAAAGAGAAAAGGGGAGAAGAUAUGAGGAACAGGACAAUAAAAUCCAGUUUCAGCCUUUAGGCAGAAGAGGAUGACUCUGUGUGUGUGUGUGUAGAUGAAUGAAUGAAUCUCGGUUAGGCCAUGUGUGCCCAGUGCUGUGGGUCAUCAGAGGUAGCAGUGUGGAUUGCAGCUGUCAGCAAGAAUCUCAAAGAGAAGGGAGUUAGUUGAGUUGAUACCUUUAAAGCUGAAGUAGACAUUACAUAUUUGUAAUAUAUAUAGCAGAAAG